CACUAAGCUGCCCACGCGACUGGGGCCUCUCCAUCGUCUCACAACUUCUUCUUCUUCUUCUUCUUCUUCCUCUCCCGGCUUUGCUUCUCUUCUUGCGCAUCCACACACCCAACCCGCCGCCAGACUCCGUCCAGCUGGUGCGCCAUGGCCCGCGCCUCGUCCAAGAAGAUUGCCGCGUCAAACGCGUCGACGAUCCGCGUCCUCACCUACGGCUUUCUGCUCACCAACGUCAUCCACCUCCUCUUUGUCUUUGGGCCCCUCCAGCGCUUCUCCGGCAGCCAUGGCCAGACGCUUGCCUCGCGUUUGUUCAAGUUUGUCGCCACGGAGCUCAUUGCUGGUGGCUUGGCCGUCGUGCUGCGCGGCAUGGCCAGGCAGGGCGACGAUCUCGCCCAGGAGGGGCUGACUGCAUACAUGUUCGACGUUGUCUAUAUCACCUGGUUCGUCCACGUCACCACCGCCAUCUUUUCCUCGCGCUUCUGGUGGACCUACCUCGUCAUUCCCGUGUAUGCAACCUACUUUGGCUACUCGAAGCUCGUCGUGCCCUUCCUGCUCGGGGGCAGAGAUCCACUCAAGGGCGUCUUUGGCCUCUUUUCGGGCGCUGACUCGGCCGGCGGCUCACCCGGCUCUGCAGGACAGGCAGGCGCCGCAGCGGGCCAGCCAGAGAUGAGCAAGCGACAGGCCAAGCUGCAGAAGCGUGCAGAGCGAGGCGAUCCCCGCGUGGCGCAGCAGCAACAACAAACGAGGCGCAGAUAGAUAGACUCUCUUCCCUCUCUCUCUCUUUCUUGUUUGUGGAAUAAAUGCU
This is a messenger RNA of Acaromyces ingoldii, 802 nucleotides long. RefSeq lists its product as hypothetical. Gene Ontology annotation, biological process: vacuolar protein processing. The transcript is spliced from 3 exons. The record is from RefSeq and is a predicted model, not a curated record. Lineage: Eukaryota; Fungi; Basidiomycota; Exobasidiomycetes; Exobasidiales; Cryptobasidiaceae. Gene Ontology annotation, cellular component: intracellular membrane-bounded organelle. The coding region runs from base 145 to 753 and encodes 202 amino acids.